UUUAGCCAUGUUGCUGUUGGGCGGCCGUGCCAGUCACAUGAUCGUGCUUGUCUGUACUCUUGCCCUGUUGAUGGAGACGGUCAGAGGAGGCUCCAGCUUCCUCAGUCCUGCACAGAGACCUCAGCAGGGGAAGGGAGACAGAAAGACACCUCGAGUGGGGCGAAGGGAUGCAGCCCAACCAGACAGCCCACAAGAGGAUGCCCACUUCCUGGCAAGUCCUCCAUUUCGGCUGGGUGUGACUAUGACUGAGGCAGAGUUUGAGGAACAUGGCUCUGCCUUACAGAAAAUCCUUGACAACAUCCUUGGAGACAAAGCAGACUGAUUCUACCGCUUCCUUGGAGAAGAGUAUUUAGACAGGGUUCUAAUGAGAACACAACAAAUCCACACACAACAAACACACACAAACAUUUUCAAUCA
Clupea harengus (Atlantic herring) is the source of this 417-nucleotide messenger RNA. RefSeq names its product ghrelin and obestatin prepropeptide (gene ghrl). Lineage: Eukaryota; Metazoa; Chordata; Actinopteri; Clupeiformes; Clupeidae. The record is from RefSeq and is a predicted model, not a curated record. Gene Ontology annotation, cellular component: extracellular region. Gene Ontology annotation, molecular function: growth hormone-releasing hormone activity.